AUGUCUGACCUGCUCCCUGCGUGUGGGAAUUGCAACUGGGGAGGACAAGAAAAGCGAUGUAGCUUCGGCCGUGAGCCGGAUGCACAAACUGCGGUAGAUAGAAACCCUCAAACCUAUAAAGAGUGCGAGGCGUUGCUUCGGGCCGAAUUGAUGGAGCAGCAGAGUGCCAUGCGCAUGAUCGAAGCCGCGUUGGCAGCCGUGGAGAAGAGGGAGUAG
Penicillium waksmanii is the source of this 216-nucleotide messenger RNA. RefSeq lists its product as uncharacterized. The coding region runs from base 1 to 216 and encodes 71 amino acids. The transcript has a single exon. The record is from RefSeq and is a predicted model, not a curated record. NCBI's taxonomy places the organism in Eukaryota, Fungi, Ascomycota, Eurotiomycetes, Eurotiales, Aspergillaceae.